This is a messenger RNA of Melanotaenia boesemani (Boeseman's rainbowfish), 3767 nucleotides long. RefSeq lists its product as uncharacterized. Gene Ontology annotation, cellular component: plasma membrane; membrane raft. Gene Ontology annotation, biological process: T cell receptor signaling pathway; intracellular signal transduction; negative regulation of T cell activation. The record is from RefSeq and is a predicted model, not a curated record. Bases 503 to 1903 code for a protein of 466 amino acids. The transcript has 7 exons. NCBI's taxonomy places the organism in Eukaryota, Metazoa, Chordata, Actinopteri, Atheriniformes, Melanotaeniidae.
GGGUCUCCAGCUCUGCCUGUGUCACAUGGAAGCACAGUAGCUGAGCCGAGGGGAUGCGAGCGUAGAGAUGGAGGGGGCUUGAGGGACCGUGGAGGAGAAACCUGGCACUCGGAGAUAAUAUUGGAGACGCGGCUGCAGUAGCGGCAGCGGAGGAAAGCGCACAGGCAGGUUAAGCACUUCCCAGCCUCCCCUCCUGGCUGGGGAGCGCGGACGGGGCGCACGAGGAGGUCAGCGGGCGCUGAGAGGAUGCCACAUGCAAUAUGCUGCAUUCCUGUUUUGUGAAGCCCAGGAAGCCCAAGUUAUCUGUUUUGAUUGAUUAUGCUCGCGGGGUGCGCCUGGUCCGAGGGGAAGCAGAAACUGAAGGAAGCGACCAGGGCUGAUGCUGCGCCUCCACAAAUCUCUGAGCUGAAUCCCUGUGAGACCGUGGCACUUCCCUGCGUGCAUGAGUGUAAGGGUGUGAGUGUGUGUGUGUGAGAGAGCAAGUGAGCGUCAGCGCUCCCACAUGGCCUCCAUGCAGGACGGGCUGAACUUCACGGCUCCUCCCUACAGCAAGGUCCUGCUGCUGGGCGCUAUCGCUGCUUCCUCAGCCUUUGUCGUUACGAUCCUCAUUGUGGUGCUCUGUGUGGGCUGCCAGAGGAAGGGGAAGACACACAAUGUCCCUGGCGAGGGUGGAAAACAUCGUCUCAUGGACAUGGGUAUACUCAAGCAGUCAAAGCUGCGCUCCAUCAGUAAAUCAGACACUGAGAUGAACAAGAUGAACUGCAAUGGCAAAAGCAGGCAGCUUCCCCAGAUCCCCUCUGGGACUGGAGAGGAAGGCGAGCACACUUACUCUGAAGUGGGCCAACGUUCCACUACCACACGUACUGAUGAUGCCCUCUACGCCAUGGUAGGCAGGGCCGGGCAGACGGACACUCCAGCCCCUCCAGCUGUCCCUGCCAACACGCCGGCGCCCCCAGACCCAGAUGGAGAUGUGGAAGGAGGGUUGCCUGAACCUGAGGCUCAGGUCAUGUCUCCCCCUCACCCUCCGGAGACGGCGGAGUACGCCUGCGUCAGGAAGCUGAGGAAGGCUGACAAGGCACCUCAGAAGAGGGACAGUGGGACAGAUAUGGUGGAACCGCCAGCACCACCUCCACGACAUGCUCCGCCUUCACAUCCAGCUCCUCCUCCACCACACCCCCACAGCACAAAGUUGCCCCGCAGAAACGUUGAGGCCUUUAACGUCCCGUCAUUCCCAAAGGAAGUGAUGUUCAUGGGCAAUGGAGAGCAGUAUAUCUGGAAGCCUCCAGAGGAUGACGAUAUGCUCUUGCUCCAAAAUAAAGCUCUGGGCCCUCUGGGUGCUCACACGGUGGAGAAUAUGCAACCGUCUGCUGCUGCGGUGGCUGAGAUGUACUCCAAAGUGUGCAAACCUGGGAAGAAGAAGAGAGCUGUGCCAGGGUCUCCCCCUGCCAACCUUGGCUUCCGGACCUUAGGCCGAGGUGACCGAGACGGGGGGUUUAGUGUAGUGGUCAAACCCCAGACGUGGGCCCCUCAGGAGGGCAAAUUAGUCGGAGGACCCCUCGACGACCACUGCUACGAGUCCAUCGGGACAGAGGAGUGUGAUCCGGCCUAUGAGAACGUGGAGGGUGGUGGCGGCUGGAAGCGAGAGCGACCCCCCAACACAUGUGCCACUUUGCGACCGAGGAGGAAGAAAGCCCAGCAGCCCUUGCAGCAGCAGCAUCCCCCUCCACCGCCACCGACGCAGCAGACCCCCAAGUUACAACACCUGCCUGCCAAAGCCCUGCUGUUGCCGGGGGAGAACCUGUACGAGAGCAUUGGCGACCUAAAGCAGGGCUCCACCACCUCCAGCACCACCACCAUCUUCACUUUCAACGAUGGUAUGGAGAUGUACGUAACAGGGCUCUGAGGUGGCAGCUGCACUGUGACCCCCCCCUCCUUCCAACAUAAGGAGCUGAGCUUACACCACAUGGAGUAACGGCUUGGCCCCUGUCAUGCUCACCCACACAUACUGUUUACAUUCAAGUCAUAACAUUAAGCCUUUCACAGGCUCCAGAGGCCUUGGGGUAGUAAUGUUGAUCUGUUAUGACCUGGGCUAAAUACAAAGUCCAAUCUGUAAACCUUAUAAGAAAUCCAAAGGUAGUGAAUAAUAAAUGAGCACAAGACCAUUGCAGAGCAAUCUGUAGGUAAAAGUAGCACUUCUGUUUCACUUAUACAUAUGUGCAAAGCACAAUUAAGUUAAAAGCCUAAAUUCUUCCUUGAUUCUAGCGGGUAAAAAUAGUCAUAUAUCUGGUCCAAGCAGGACCUCUAAUUGGGGAAAAGGCACAGCAUUGUGUAAAAUAUAUUUUGGUAGCACUUAGUCUGUUGAGAACAGGCUUUCCCUGUGUUUGACAAGAUUCAGGAUGGAAUUUUAAAAGGAACAAAGGAAUUAAUUAUUAAUCAAUAUACUUGAAAGCUCAGGGACCAGGAGAAACAAUUAUGAGAGUAUUAUAACAAAAUAAUUGCACAUUUUGCAUUCUUCCUAAAAGCUUCGACUGAUUUCAGCCAUUUUCACAUGACAAAGCCGAUCAGACACUUCCCUCCACCAUGUUUGCUUUCACCAUGACAUGGACUGAACACUGUCUCCACUGCCGUCUGUAAAUGAAGUGUUUACUUUGUUGAUCCUGUUUCUGCACUUUGCCUGCUACAAGUUGCAUGCUUAAAAAAAGGAAAAACAAAAAAAAAAAAAAAAACAAAAAAAAAAAAAAAAAUCAAGCACUGUCACGUGGUACCUCUAUAUGAAUGUUUUUAUUUUAAUAUCGUCGUUGGUUGUUUAUUUAUUUAUUUAUUUAUUUUAGUGUGUUGCUUUAUAUCUCUGUUGAGCUCAAAGCCAGUUAGAUAAAGGAUGUCUUUGGCUCGGUGGGACUCCGUGCAGCUGAGAGGAGGACUCCUUUUCUCUCCUGCAAAUGCAACACACAGAGUACAGAUGAAACAAAGAGAGAACUGCUCGAGUCCUAAAGGUGGAGACAGUCCACUCAACCCCUACCCCUCCUAGCACCUCGUCCACUCAGUCCUCACUCAUGCCUCUGGAUUGUUCAUCUACAUAGUCCCCCUGCCUUGUGGUCAUGCAAAUCUGCUCGGGUUUCAUCAUAGUGCAGAGUGGAAGGCUUACAGUAGAACUGAUGUGUGUUAGCAAACAUCAUGUCUCAUUAUCACUCCAUCGACGAACACUUUCUCUGUUAUCAGUGGUUAAAAAUAUUGCAGAAAUGACAAAAAUGUGAAGCAAGUGGUUGCAGAGCAUCGCCCAGAGGAUAACGCAUACAAAUUCCAUCCAAAUCCCGGACAAUAAUGACUUCACUCGACCAAAUAUCCCCAGCAAACAAUGUGAUUAUACUGUAUGUUGAUGCAAUGUGUAUGUACAUGACAAAAGAGAAAGAAUAAUAAAUAUAUCAUCAGUGUCAAGAAAUCUAUCUUUUUCUAUUAUGUUCAAUUGUGUUUUGGAAUGACAUCUAUUGUGACAAAAACUGCAAAACAGCUGCAAUGUAAAUUUCAGUGUAUUCUGUUUGUUGUUUUAUCGAAGCCAUGAAGCUACGGUGUGUUCUUGGAAAACCCUGCUAAGUUAAAUGUGGCAGCUAAUGUUGUGUGUUUGCUAUUCAGACUACAGGGUCUUGUACUCAAAAGCGUGUAAUUAAGUGCUAAAGUGCAAAAGAUUGUAAUGUUUUAUAUCAAGAUUACUAUUCAUGAAAUGUCAGUCAAGUUUAUACUUUUGUAAUAAAGUGGCACUUUAAAAGAAA